Molecule: messenger RNA, 3763 nt
Organism: Cygnus olor (mute swan)
Lineage: Eukaryota; Metazoa; Chordata; Aves; Anseriformes; Anatidae
Gene: KLHL25
Product: kelch like family member 25
Exons: 2
Coding region: 43-1812 (589 amino acids)
Molecular function (GO): protein binding
Source: RefSeq, a predicted model, not a curated record
GAGGCUGCACGCGAAGGCCGCCGAGGCUGUCGAGCUGUCACCAUGUCAGUCAGCGUCCACGAGAACCGUAAAUCCCGGACUAGCACCGGCUCCAUGAACAUCUUGCUCUUUCACAAAGCUUCCCACCCGGACUGCGUGCUGUCCCACCUGAACACCCUGCGGAAGCACUGCAUGUUCACCGACGUCACCCUCUGGGCAGGAAACCGCUCGUUCCCGUGCCAUCGGGCAGUGCUGGCUGCCUCCAGCAGGUACUUCGAAGCCAUGUUUAGCAACGGCCUGCGCGAGAGCCUGGACGAUGAGGUGAAUUUCCAUGACAGCCUCCAUCCGGAGGUGCUGGAGCUGCUGCUGGACUUCGCUUAUUCCUCUCGGAUCAUCAUCAACGAGGAAAACGCGGAGUCCCUCCUGGAGGCUGGGGACAUGCUGCAGUUCCACGACGUCCGAGACGCAGCAGCUGAAUUCCUGGAGAAGAACCUCUACCCUUCCAACUGCCUGGGCAUGAUGCUGCUCUCGGACGCCCAUCAGUGCCGCCGACUCUACGAGCUCUCCUGGAGGAUGUGCCUGGUCAACUUCGAGACCGUUCACAAGAGCGAGGACUUCAACAACCUUUCCAAGGACACUCUGCUGGACCUCAUCUCCAGCGAUGAGCUGGAAAUUGAGGACGAGGAGAAGGUCUUUAAGGCUGUCCUCCAGUGGGUGAAAUACGAUCUAGACGAGCGGAAGGCUUACCUUCCGGAGCUGCUGAGGAAUGUUCGCCUGGCCUUGCUUCCUUCCGAAUGCCUCAAGGAGGCCUUGGCUUGUGAGGACCUGAUCAUGGUGGAUGAAAGGAACAAGCUUGUCUUGGAUGAAGCCAUUCAGUGCAAGAAGAAGAUCCUCCAGAACGAUGGGGUUGUCACUAGUCUCUGUGCCAGGCCUCGCAAAGCCGGCCACACCUUGCUGAUCCUGGGAGGGCAGACCUUCUUGUGUGAUAAGAUCUAUCAAGUGGAUCAAAAAGCGAAGGAAAUUAUCCCCAAAGCAGACCUGCCGAGCCCGCGGAAAGAGUUUAGCGCCUGCGCCAUUGGCUGCAAAGUGUACGUCACUGGUGGCAGGGGCUCGGAGAACGGGGUCUCCAAGGACGUGUGGGUGUACGACACUGUCCACGAGGAAUGGUCAAAAGCCGCCCCCAUGCUGGUAGCUCGCUUUGGGCACGGCUCAGCUGAACUGGAAAACUGCCUGUACGUGGUUGGGGGGCACACUGCAGUGGCUGGGGUCUUCCCUGCAUCGCCUUCAGUGUCCUUGAAGCAAGUCGAGAAGUAUGAUCCCACAGCCAACAAGUGGAUGAUGGUGGCUCCGUUGAGAGACGGGGUGAGCAACGCCGCGGUGGUGAGUGCCAGGCUCAAGCUUUUCGUCUUUGGUGGCACCAGCGUUCACCGGGACAUGGUGUCCAAGGUGCAGUGCUACGAUCCGCUCGAGAAUCGGUGGACGAUCAAAGCGGAGUGCCCGCAGCCCUGGCGUUACACGGCAGCCGCCGUCCUGGGCAGCCAGAUUUUCAUCAUGGGGGGAGACACGGAGUUCACGGCGGCGUCCGCCUACCGCUUCGACUGCGGGACGGACCAGUGGACGCGCAUCGGGGACAUGACGGCCAAGCGCAUGUCCUGCCACGCGUUGGCCUCGGGGAAUAAACUCUACGUGGUGGGGGGUUACUUCGGGACUCAGAGGUGCAAAACGCUGGACUGCUACGACCCCAUGUCGGACACGUGGAACUGUAUCACAACGGUGCCUUACUCGCUCAUCCCCACGGCUUUUGUCAGCACCUGGAAGCACUUGCCGUCAUGAGGGGCAGGGCUCGGGGGCUCGUAGCCAGGAAUUCAGUAAGGUAAGGGUCUCCUCUAAAACUGAAACUUGCUGUCUUGUCUCAAAUGCAUCUCCACACACCGCGCAGAAACCACAGGUUCCAGUUCACUCGCUUUUUAAUGAGAAAGGUGCAUUUAAAGGUGGGAGGGACAUCGCACCAAAAAAGAAAAAUAAACUCCACAGUGCUGGAAGUCUUGCUCUCUCUUGUUUCAAGAUGGUCUUAUCCACGCCUGCUCUCGUGGAUAUGACCAUAGGGUACAUCCUGUCCCCAUAUGGUUGAGGGGGUUACGGUUUCUAAAGGCACUUAAAUUUGAGACCUGGAAUACAGUAGGGCAACACAUGCUUCGGAAGAAGUCUCAGUGGUUUAAUAUGGGUAUCUGGGUGGUCGGUUUGGAGCUGCUGAAUAUGUAGGCAAGUGACCCCUAGGAUGCUGGAGAAUCCCAAGUCUCUUUUUAUGUUCUGUAUUUACAUUUCAGUGGGUAGCAGAAGCUUAGAAGCCUUGGUGCAUUUGAUGGUCCUGGUGUUUAUUUAAUAUCCAAGCUGUUGCUUGUUAAAUCAGAACUUCUGAGACUUGUGUGUGAGACCUGAGUGGGAGGGAAGGGGUUUUGGAACCAGCAGAAGAACGUGUUUAUCGGUAUUUUGGGCUGUGUGGGAAUGAGAAGGCUGGUGGAAGCUCCUGGUGUCCUGUAGGGUUCUGGUUCUCACGUGCCCAGAAGUAGUGUUGGCACCGAUGGCAGAGGGCAGCUGGUUCCUCCUCACCUCCCCAGCGGGAUGUUUGGUCACUGUUCUGGUCACCAGUUCGCCUCCAGUGAGCUCUGCACAUCGUCACCGAUCUGUGCCAAGAUGUAGCUGGAGGAAAAGGCCACAAGCUCUCUCGCCUUGCAUUGUGGAAGCAGAGGAGUUGGUGCUAUCCUUGUCAUCUCUCCAGCAAGUCUGUAACACCUCUGCUAGCUCUGCCUGCAGGUUUCCCUCUGCAGCCUCCCGGCUGGGAAACCCUCACCUCUGGGGGCAGGAUUGAUGAGCUUCACUUAAGGUUUUAUUGGGAGGUGGGACCAUGAGGAGGGAAAUUCCUCCAUACCUUCAUCAAAAUCCACUUAACAGAAGAGGGAACGCUUCCUAGAGCCUCUAACACCCUCUGACUUCCCCGCUUCGCACUCGCUGUGGUUGGUGUGCCUGGGAAUCACCCAGCGGGUGAAUUACUGCAGUGCUCGGGCAUUUCUUCAUGAUCUCUGGAUGCCAGCUGGGAACCGAAGUGGAGCUCCGGGCACCUCUACCAGGCGUUUGCCCAACGUGACCACCUGCUUGUCUCAGGUAGAAAAGCACCCAGGGCAUUAUUCUGGCCUUUGAUUUGCAAAAUGAUGGGCUUUAACCUGGGCUGGACUGCAGUGGCAAGAGUGGGAAGGGUUAAAAUGAGAUUUCUGAGCACUUUCACAGCGCUGGAAGAUAAUGGCCUUUCCAAAUUCUCUCCCUCAGGCGUUGCCUAGCAUCUGUCACAGUGGCUCAGUAAUCUAAUUAACUGCCACUCAGCUAUUAAAUAUUGCAGCCAGGAGUGUGAGGACUCCAUCGUUUUCAGUGCGGGUCAGUGGGGCCCCCCUUUAAGAGCCGUCCUAGAGCUGAAAAUUCAUUUUCUCUGGUAGCAGAUGUGUUUGAAUAUUAAAGCUCCACACCAGCCACACCGCUGGCGAUAGGAACGGGGAACAGUUUGAGGUGAGAGUUGGUUCUUCAGCCACCGAAUAAAAACAGGCCCCCAAAACACAGAGCCUUUAGGUUUUCUCUCCUGCCUUUUUCCUCCAUACUGUGUUGGGAUUGCUCAGACCUAAUAAAGAUCUUUGGGGGGUUAUAUGAUAUUGUUCACUGUGCGCUGGAGCCUGGCACAAGCACAAGAGAAUUAGAAACUGUAAUAUGCCAACCUACAAAUAAAGCUGGUGAAAAG